Amphibalanus amphitrite is the source of this 4614-nucleotide messenger RNA. RefSeq lists its product as uncharacterized. NCBI's taxonomy places the organism in Eukaryota, Metazoa, Arthropoda, Thecostraca, Balanomorpha, Balanidae. The record is from RefSeq and is a predicted model, not a curated record. The transcript has 13 exons. The coding region runs from base 61 to 3669 and encodes 1202 amino acids.
CGGUCGGGGCAGGCAGGGCGCUCGCUCCGCUGGGCUGGGGCGGUCAGUGAGCCGGCGGCGAUGGCGCGAGUGGGCUGGCCGACAGUGGCGGCCGUGGGGGCGCUGGUGCUCGUCUCACUCGCCCUCCUGGCGGCAUCAGCCGGGCCGGAGCCGAGCCGAGAGGAAUGUCAGCCCUACAUCAAGCGCGAGCGGGAGGAGUGCGAGGCGCGCGCGGCCGGCGCCGCCGCCUCCUCCGAGCCGGCAGCCGCCGGCCCACUCGGCUGGCUCUCCGACCUGCUCUUCGCGGAGUCACGCUACAUGCGCCAGCGUGACAUCGCCAUCGCCGCCCGACACCGUGACCUCGUCCGGCUCAAGGUGGAGAGGGGAGAGCUGCCGGCGUCGGCGCUCGACCAGCCGCUGCCGUCCCUCUCCGGCGGCCAGGCCAGCCAGAAGUCGCUGCUCGGCCGGCUCUGGUCGGAGCUGUUUGCCGAAUCGCGCUACUGGCAGGAGCGGAACGCCGCCAUCGCCGCCCGCGAGGCUGACCUCCGCCGGGUCAAACUGGAGCGCGGAGAGCUAGUCGCAGACGCUCCCGCGCCGGCGCCGGCCCCGGCUGCGCUGCCGGAGGUUCCGGCCGAGCUGCAGUCCCGGCCGGUCGAGCCCGCGGCCGCGCCCGCCGCCGCCGCUGCCUGGAGCGCCUCUGCUGCCGCCAUGGAGGUCCCCUCCUCGGGCAGCUGGCUGUACGACCUCCUCUUCGCCGAGGUGCACUACAUGCAGAUGCGUGACGCAGCGAUCGCCGCCCGCGAUCGUGACCUGGUGCGAGUCAAGGUGGAGCGAGGCGAGCUGCCGGCCUCGGCGCUGCACGACGAGCGGCUGGCGCGGCCGCAGGCGGCGCUGCCGGGCUCGGAGGGCAGCGGCGGCCUCUUCCAGCUCAUCUUCCCGGAGCGGCGCCAGUUGGCCCUCCGCCGGCAGGCGCUGGCCGAGCGGCACCGUGACCUCAUCCGCACCAAGGUCGAACGCGGCGACCUGCCGCAGUCGGCUCUGGACGAGCUGCCCGGUCUGGAUGAUGCGGUCGGUGACGGUAAAGCCGAAACCGGACCACGGCGCGGUCUCUGGCAGCUCCUCUUCCCCGAGCGUCACCAGAUGGCGAUCCGACGGAAGGCCAUCUUCGAGCGCCACCGCGAUCUCAUCCGGACCAAGGUGGAGCGCGGAGAUCUGCCUCAGUCGGCGCUCGACGAGCUGGUGGAGCCCUCCGACGACCAGCCGGCGGCCGGCGGGCCGCGCCGCUCCAUCCUCCGGCGCAUCAUCGACGAGCUGUUCGCCGAGAGCCGCUACAUGAAGGAGCGCAACGAAGCCAUCGCCGCGCGUGAGGCCGACCUGCGCCGCUACAAGGAGGCACUGGCCCGCGGGGAACAGCCCAGUCGCUACGCGGUAGGCGGAGCGGAGUCGGCGGAGAGCGACCGGCCCGACCCCGCACCCGCCGCCGACGCCGCCGGGAUCAGCGAUGCCGACGUCACCGUCGAAACCGAAGACGACGACAGCGUCGAGAGCGACGAUGACGCAGACAUAGACGACGAUAGCGCCGACGACUCUGACGCUGAUGACGAGGCAGACGUAGACGCUGACGAAGCUGAUGAAGCUGACGAGACUGAGGACUCUGCUACGGAAGCUGCGCCCGCUCAGGAGACUGAGAGGGACGUUUCAGACGAGACGGCAGAGCCGGUCACUCAGGACCAGAACACGGCACCCGCUGCCGACGACGACGGAGACGACAGUGACGACGAAAGCGACGGGGAGGACAGCGACGACGACGACGAUGAUGACGAUGACGAUGAUGACGACGACGAAGAGGCGGGAGAGCCUGCGGACUCAGACGCGCCGGCGCCCGAUCAGGAGGACGGCGACUCGCGAGAGGACGAAACCGAGCACGAGUCUCCCGAGCCGAUCGCCGCCGCCGACACCGCCGAACGCCCCGAGCCGGCCGCCGCGCCGCAGCCGCAGCAGCAGCCGCCGCCGCCACCGGCACCGGAACCCGAAGUGGAGAAGGCGGCGCCACCUGCUCCCGUCGAAGAAGCGCCGGCCCCCGCCCCCGCCGCCGCUCCUGCGCCGGCUCCUGCACCGGCACCAGCACCGGCUCCUGCACCAGCGCCGGCUCCCACCCCUGCUCCGACUCCAGCCCCGACUCCUGCGCCCACUCCAGCUCCAACUCCUGCCCCCACACCGGCUCCGACUCCGGCUCCGACUCCGGCUCCGACUCCAGCUCCGACUCCAGCUCCGACUCCAGCUCCAACUCCCGCCCCGACACCGGCUCCUGUGCCAGCUCCCGCCCCGGCUCCUGCACCUGCUCCUGCUCCAGCCCCGGCUCCCGCUCCCGCGCCUGCUCCCGCUCAGAGUCCCGCUCCCGCCGCGCCGGAGCCGACGGCCCGUCCCCGUCUGGAGGUGGAGGAGCUGCUCGGCCUGCACGCCCCCUUCAGCCGGCCCGUGGAGGACGCGACCAACUACGCGCUGCGUGAGCUGAAGCGACUGGCCGACACGGCCAUCAAACCGCUGGAGGAGACGUUCAAGUACAGCUCCAUCAGCACGCGCACACUCUCAGACGCUGAGAUCUUCGCCAAGCCGGUGAUUCUGUUCCUGGGCCAGCUGAACAGCGGCAAGUCGACCAUGAUCAACUACCUGCUGGGUACCGACGCCACGCGCACCACCGCCAUGCCAGGCAGCGGUCAGUUCCGUAUUCUGACGUACGGCGAGCAGGACGCCCGCCAGGACGGCGCUCAGGUCACCUCGCACUGGGAGUUCGCCGGACUGCAGAAGUUCGGCGAGGCCUUCCUUGAGCGGCUCUCCGGCAGACAGCUCAAGAACCGGCUCCUCGAAAAGGUGAGCGUGGUGGACGUGCCGGGCAUCAUGGAGGGCCGCCAGUACGGCCGCAUCUACCCCUUCAACGACGUCUGCCAGUGGUUCAUCGACCGCGCCGACAUCAUCUUCGUCGUCUUCGAUCCGCACCACCUCGACAUCGGCGUCGAGAUGGAGAGCCUGCUCGACCAGCUCAAGGGUCGCGAGAAUCAGGUGCGCAUCAUCCUGAACAAGGCCGACCAGCUGCCGGCGGACCGGCUGCUCUCCGUCCAGGGCAGUCUGAUCUGGUCACUGAGCCCGCUCAUCGGCAGCACCACGCCGCCGCCCAUCUACUCGGGCAGCUUCGUGCAGGCGCCCUACCGCGACGGAGCGCCCGUCGACCUGUUCCGCAGCCAGGAGGACGCCAUCCUCACCGACAUCGCGCGCUCACUCUCCAGCCGCGUGGAGAACAGGAUCGGACUGGCGCGACGGCACGCCGUGCGGGUACGCAACCAUGCGCGCAUGGUGGACUGCUACGUGACCACCUUCCUCAACCAGCAGACGUUCCUCAGCAACAAGAAGAAGCUGGCUGAGGACGUCGUCUCCAACCCGCACAAGUACCACAUCUACGAGGGCAUCAGCCGGGUCACCAACAUCUCCCGCUACGACCUGCCCGAUCCGGAGAUCUACGAGGACUUCUUCACGCUGCACCCGCUGUACGACUUCCCCACGCUGGCCUCCACCUGCACCUACUUCAAGGGCUGCCCGCUCGACAAGCUGGACAUUGCCAUCAGCUACGACCUGCCUGAGCUGCUCGGCAAGUACCGCAAGAUGGUGGACCGGGGCCAGCGCCGCCAGGGCUGAGCGGCGCGCGGAGCCGCCCGUCACCCCGCCCGCACCCAGCGCCGGCCCGGCGUCCCCGCAGCCGAGGUGCCGGCCCCGCGCCCAGAGAGACGAGCGAGCGCGCGCCGCCUGCAGUGGCGACGACCGCGGCGGGCGCGCCGCCGAGUGACCGGUGCCGCCGGGCGAGAGACAUUCCCGACCGACCCGCAGGGAGCGCGCCGCACACGAGCCGGGGGCGCCCAGGGAGAGAGACAGCACUGCCGCCGGUCGCAGCGCCUGCCGGCCCGCGGCCACCCAACUGGAGACACGUCUGAUGACCGGGCCCGGCCCGCCCCCGUCCCCGCGCACCGGCGCACCCUCCGUGUGACUGACUGUGAGAGAGCGAGCCAGCGUCCGACCGAGCCCCUCGACUGAGAGGUGCGCGUCGCGGCGCGUCCGGCGUCCCGCGGCGCCAGUGGCCUGAUGUAUGUUUAGGACACACUGUUCUUUCAUGUAGCUCAAUUGUCCGCCUGAGCGCGAGAGACCGCGGCGCGAGUGCUGCGCGAGGAGUGAGUGCAACGUCCCUACCCCGCCACAAAGCCGCGGCGACAGAGAGGGUCCGGACGGACAGCAGCGCGCGCCAGUCGCGCGGACAACGCGUCGAGUGUGGAGGGGCGGCACUCACCGAGUGCCACGGUAGUACCCCGAGGCAGGAGAUGCGAGAGGUAUUCGCAGACCGCUUCCGAAAUUCGGUCAAUCAUAAACGAACGCGAGCAGAGACUGGGAAAUGUUGGUCGCCAAAUACAAAUACCUCUAACACCCAGCGCGCCCAAAACUAAGCAUUACAGAAGCGAAAGACAGUGAACGUUCACCAUGUUGAUCACAUAUAAUAGCUUUGUAAAUUGUGCUAAACUCCCUUUAGGACAGUUAAAUGUGAUAAUUGUUGGUAGUCCUGUCCAGCAAUAAAUUAAUUGCCUUGGUUUUAAA